Messenger RNA from Coregonus clupeaformis (lake whitefish), 839 nucleotides. RefSeq names its product serine/threonine-protein kinase pim-2. NCBI's taxonomy places the organism in Eukaryota, Metazoa, Chordata, Actinopteri, Salmoniformes, Salmonidae. Gene Ontology annotation, molecular function: ATP binding; protein serine/threonine kinase activity. Bases 101 to 778 code for a protein of 225 amino acids. Gene Ontology annotation, cellular component: cytoplasm. The record is from RefSeq and is a predicted model, not a curated record. The transcript is spliced from 7 exons. Gene Ontology annotation, biological process: negative regulation of apoptotic process; protein autophosphorylation; regulation of mitotic cell cycle.
GCUGAUUGGACACGGAGGCUAUGGGAGUGUCUACGCCGGGUUCAGGAAGACAGACAGCCAACCGGUGGCGCUGAAGUUUGUGGACCAGAGGAAGAUAACGAUGUGGGCUAAGAUGUCGGAGAGCGAAGAUGUGUUGCCGUUGGAGAUCGCUCUGCUGCGGCAGGUGUGUCGCUUGCCCAGGUGUAGAGGCGUGGCCCAACUCCUUGACUACUAUUGGAUGCCAGGGCCAGAGGGGGCGGGCGUAUAUCUGCUGGUUCUAGAGCGUCCAAUCCCCUGCUUGGAUCUCUUUAAUUAUAUGCAGGAGGGGAGUGGCUACUUGGAGGAGGGGAUGGCGCGUCAUGUGAUGCAGCAGGUGGUGUCUGCUCUGCUCCACUGCCACUCCAGGGGCGUGGUCCACAGAGACCUGAAACCUGAGAACAUCCUGGUCCAACUAACCAAUCACAACGUCCUGCUGCUAGACUUCGGCUCCGCCUCAGUACUCAAGGAGGGAGAAUACACCGAUGUGGCAGGUACUCCUGAGUAUCUUCCUCCAGAGACAGUACUGAGAGGGGAGUACUUUGCUGUUCCGGCCACCGUGUGGUCGCUGGGAAUACUGCUUUUCCAGAUGGUGUGGGGUGACGUUCCUUUCUACAGUGACACUAGCAUCGCCAAGGCAACCCUCUACUUUCCACGCGGAAUAUCCAGAGAUUGCCGUCACCUGAUUCGCCGGUGCCUCGCUGUCAGUCCAGACGACCGGCCAACCCUGGAGCAGUUACAGCAACACCCCUGGAUGCAAUAGAACAGACUACUACUGAUUUCACAUCUUGGAAAUAUUUCAUCUAUAAUGUCCUAAAUAAACA